Acanthocheilonema viteae is the source of this 873-nucleotide messenger RNA. The record is from the annotation of a GenBank genome assembly. NCBI's taxonomy places the organism in Eukaryota, Metazoa, Nematoda, Chromadorea, Rhabditida, Onchocercidae.
AUGAUUCUAUCAGUAACGAAAAAAUGGUACGUUACGCCAUUGCGUCGUGAACGCAUGCUACGUCGUGCCGGAAUGCAGUCUAAGAUUAAAUGUUUGGGCAAAUGGCACAGGUAUUCCAAACAUGAAAUAUUAUCACGACGUAAAACGAUGGAUAAUUUAAUUAUGCAAUCACCAAUUCUUCCAUAUAACGAUAUGAUAAUCUCUGAGCAUUUGAGUAGAACGCAAGGGUGGAUGCAGAAUCCCGGAUUCAGUUCGUUCUAUAGCGGCAUUAUAGUAAUUAAGAAGCAGCUUGAUGCUAUGUUGCUUAAUGAGACAAAAUUGUUAAGUGGUUGUUGCUGCAAUCUUAUGGCAACGUUAUUUUGUCUAAGAGUGAUGUCUGAAAUUGAACAAAAAGCUGAACAGUUAGUCAAUAAAUACCGUACGCAACAGGAAUUCUGGCCAAUAUGUGUAGUACCAGUACAAUGUGAUGGAUCACAACUGGUGGAAAGCGUCGAUUUCUCGAAAGAUCCAUCGCAGAUAAGAGAUUAUUUGGAUCAUAUUAGAUCAGUUGAUCUCAAAUAUCAUCAGCAUAUUCGACGUGAAAAUAAUACUGUGCAUCUUUUUGCUGAGCGUUUUAUGAAAUGGCGAGUGGGCGCUGGUGGUAAACUGUUUAGAAAAUUGGAGAAAAUAUAUGACGAAUAUUUGAAUUGUAUAGUCGAUAGAAGUAUCAAUAUUUUACCAGAAAUUCCUGGAAAUCACACGAUAAAAAGAUUGGGAAUGUUGAAGGCAAUUUUCCAACGUCGAUUUAAAUGUGUGCUUGCCGGAUGGCCUUGCGGAAUGGAAAAGGCUUUGCUAUGUCCCUAUUGUCAAUUCCUCCGAGUUCAAUACAAUUGA